Messenger RNA from Eimeria maxima, 648 nucleotides. RefSeq lists its product as hypothetical. The record is from RefSeq and is a predicted model, not a curated record. Lineage: Eukaryota; Apicomplexa; Conoidasida; Eucoccidiorida; Eimeriidae. The transcript has 4 exons. Bases 1 to 648 code for a protein of 215 amino acids.
AUGGUCAACAGCAGCAGUAGGAGCCGUAGUAGUAACGUCAGCAGCAGUAGAAAAAGGAAAAGUAGCAACAGCAGCAGCAGCGGCAGCAGCAGCAGCGGAGAUGACGGCAGCAGCAGCAGCAAAGACGGCAGCAGCAGCACCGGUGCAGCUCGGCAGCAGCGGGAACAGGAGCAGCAGCAGCGGCAGCAGCAAGAAAGCAGCAGCUUCGGCAGCAGCAAGCAGCAGCAGCAGCAGCAGCAGCAGCAGCAGCCCGAAGGAAAAACAACAUGCACAGAUACAUCCUGCUGCGCUCUGGAGCUGCAGCAGCAACAGCUGCAGCAACAGCAAGAUCACCAGCAACAACAACAACAACAACAACAACAACAGCAGCAGCAGCAGCAGCAGCAGCAAGAACAGCAGCAAGAGCAACAACAAGAGAAGCAGCAGCAGCAGCAGCAGCACCAGCAGCAGGAGCAGCAGGAGGAGCAGCAGCAGGAUUCAUCGAUCGUCGUUGGUUAUCUAAUUCAUCAAACUCUCCUGCAUCAUCACCACCACCACCAGCAGCAACAGAAUCAGCAGAAUCAGCAUCAGCAGCAGCAGCAGCAGCAGCAGCAGCAGCAGCAGCAGCAGCAGUACCUGCAGAGGCUACACCUAACCCUAAUGCAUUAA